Anopheles maculipalpis is the source of this 1812-nucleotide messenger RNA. RefSeq lists its product as uncharacterized. The record is from RefSeq and is a predicted model, not a curated record. Bases 1 to 1812 code for a protein of 603 amino acids. The transcript has 3 exons. Lineage: Eukaryota; Metazoa; Arthropoda; Insecta; Diptera; Culicidae.
AUGUAUGUUCGUGUGAUUGUGGUUCGUAGCACAAUUACUGAGGAGGCACGAAUAGCGUACAACAGUCUGGUAGAAAACCCAUGUACGUCUGGCACUACCGGUAGCAGCAGCAACAGCAGCAGCAUGCCGUGCGGUAUCAGUCUCGGCGCGGUUGGAUUCGCAUGUUCCACCUUGCCACGGGCCAAACUGACCAACUCUCUAUCGCUCGCAACGGCGAGCUUCCGGUUUAAGGACAUCGAUUGCUGUUCCCCACCGUCCGAACCGGCGCCAAAAUCCCCCGAAGAGGCUGAACUUUUGCUCGGAGAACUAUCGUCAGCGGGUAAUAGUAACAUUACGGUGGACGAAUGCAAUCCACUGCGCAUUAUGCGGAACAAAAACUUUCCCAUUGUAACACGAUGCAAGUACAAGGUCAAUCAUCAACCUUCGUCCUGGGAAGAACAGCAGCUGGAUACCGCGAUUGCAGCAGCGUCCAAUCAAGCCGAAAGUCCCAGCUACCUAACCAAUCCGGAAUAUGCGUACAACAAUACAAUGGCAGCCAUCGAUGCAGGGAAAGAAGCGCCCGAUGGUCCAUUGAAUAAUCCCAUUCCCUUGCCUCCUCGUGAUCGUAACAAAACGAUUCCAGUGAACCAAAAGCGGCAUGUUAGGAAAUAUCCGCUUAUCAUACCCGCGGCUGGUGUGCAGCGUACUUUAAACAAAGUCACGCAAGUAACGCCCGUAGAUGAGAAAAUGGAUGUGUUCGCCAUUGCGGAUACGGUAGAAUCGUCUUCUUCAGCUAAUAAUGGCCAAAGCCAGCGCACGGAUCCGGACGAGUGUUCCAACCUGGACACGAAAGUAUUACACAAAUCGAUGGAAUCGAUGAAGCUGAAUGAGUUGGAAGAAUCGCUCACCGAACUGCCUUUGAAUGCAACGGAACAGAUGGCACUGCAGAAGGGAUACAGCAAGGAGUUUUUAGACAACAAUUUCCCAACCGUUUCCAGCAGUUCCGACAGUAAAAGCGCCUCUAGCGCGAUAAUCACGACAACUUUGCCAGCUACUAUACCGGCCGCUAGUGCUAUUCUCACCCGUCGAAGAACUGCAAGUGAUGCGUCCGUUUUGGCCAGCCCAGCAUCCGCACAAAGACGACAACCGCCACCGUCAUUACCUCCAGUUAGCCUGACACUAGCAACACCCCAACCGCAGCCGGAACUGCGUGACCCAACGUACGAGAAUUUGGACAUCUUCCAAACGCACAACAAUUUCUGCAUCGACACAGCAUCGCUGCAUUGCGAAUCCAUACUUGAGAAUGAUGCAGAAUCCUGCCCGAUCGGACGCGGUGCCAUCGAUAUGGUCGAUGGAUUCAAAGCAUCCGCUCUCUUUGACAGUAUUAAUAGUAGUGGGACCGACAAGCAACAACCGACGCUCAUGAAAGAGAUCGACAGUGAACAGGCGACCCAGACACCUGCACACGCACCACCACCCGAUGCUGGUGGUGGUACGUUGAAAAAAUCGAUGAACUUUGUCAGCUGUGAGGAUUUGCUUGAGUUUGCCGAGAAGCCAAAGGGACGUGCUCGAGGAUUGGAAUCCGAUGAAGUAAGGAUCAUGUCGAAGGUGCUUGGUAAAAAGCCCUCACCAGCACAAUGUUUGUUGACGCUGGAGUUCAUCGACUGGGACAUCCAUAAGGCGAUCAAGUUAUGCAAAUUGCAAACCAUUCUCGAAACGUAUAACCUUUCGCUGCAGGAAUGCAGCGAUGCGCUGCAAAUGUAUGACUGGGAUCUGCACACAACGGCCCUCAAACUGAAGGGUGGCAGUAACAACAGCAACAGUACCAGAUAA